UUCAAUAUCAAAUUGACUGAUUCAUUCAAAAUUCCAAACAGUUUAUAAUAAAUUAUUUACAUCGAGAAAAUAGUCUAAAAUGGCAAAACGAUUUACGAAAAGCAGCAUAAAUUGGGCGGAACUUGAAAAAAAAGUACCACCAGAACAGAGAGUCCAGUACUUCGCAUUUAAAGCCAAAUCUGAUGCUUAUCUUCGACGGGUACUAGCGCAUCCCCCUGAACCCCCGAAAAUUGAUUGGGCGGCGUACUCUAAAAUGGUGCCUGUUCCUGGCCUGGUGGACAAACUGAAGACAGAGUACGAGAAGUUUCAAGUACCCUACCCGCAAGACACGUUGUCAGCUAAGGUCGACGAGCAGUGGAAAGCCUUGGAGCCAGAAAUCAAGAAGUUCUGCGCUGAGAUGCAGGUGGACAUUGACAAAGCGACUAAAGAGCUUUCAAGAAUAAGAGCCCUCCCCAAAUUCGAAGAGAUGACGAUGGAGAUGUAUGCGGAGAUGUUCCCUGACCUGGCCAUCGACCCCGUGAACAGGCCCACAUACUGGCCCCAUACCCCAGAAGAACAAGUGGGGUAUAAGCCUCCAGAGCAGAAGGUUGAAAAGAAGAAAGCGCCAUAAGUAAAGACGUGUUUUUAUGUUUGUGUUUUAAUAAAUAUUGUU
Molecule: messenger RNA, 652 nt
Organism: Ostrinia nubilalis (European corn borer)
Lineage: Eukaryota; Metazoa; Arthropoda; Insecta; Lepidoptera; Crambidae
Product: ATP synthase subunit d, mitochondrial-like
Exons: 3
Coding region: 80-610 (176 amino acids)
Biological process (GO): proton motive force-driven ATP synthesis
Molecular function (GO): proton-transporting ATP synthase activity, rotational mechanism
Source: RefSeq, a predicted model, not a curated record